Castor canadensis (American beaver) is the source of this 3420-nucleotide messenger RNA. The record is from RefSeq and is a predicted model, not a curated record. Lineage: Eukaryota; Metazoa; Chordata; Mammalia; Rodentia; Castoridae.
AUGAUUUUUCUUUUCACAGCUAGAGUUGGAAAAACGUCACUGAUUAUGUCUCUGGUCAGUGAAGAAUUUCCAGAAGAGGUUCCUCCUCGGGCAGAAGAAAUCACCAUUCCAGCUGAUGUCACCCCAGAGAGAGUUCCAACACACAUUGUAGAUUAUUCAGAAGCAGAACAGAGUGAUGAACAACUUCAUCAAGAAAUAUCACAGGCCAAUGUCAUCUGCAUAGUUUAUGCUGUUAACAACAAACAUUCUAUUGAUAAGGUUACAAGUCGAUGGAUUCCUCUCAUAAAUGAAAGAACAGACAAAGACAGCAGGCUGCCUUUGAUAUUGGUUGGGAACAAAUCUGAUCUGGUGGAAUAUAGUAGUAUGGAGACCAUCCUUCCUAUUAUGAACCAAUAUACAGAAAUAGAAACCUGUGUGGAGUGUUCAGCAAAAAACCUGAAGAACAUAUCAGAGCUCUUUUACUAUGCACAGAAAGCUGUUCUUCAUCCUACAGGACCUCUGUACUGCCCAGAGGAGAAGGAGAUGAAAUCAGCCUGUAUAAAAGCCCUUACCCGUAUAUUUAAAAUAUCUGACCAGGAUAAUGAUGGUACUCUUAAUGAUGCUGAACUCAACUUCUUUCAGAGAAUUUGUUUCAACACUCCUUUAGCUCCUCAAGCUCUGGAAGAUGUCAAGAAUGUAGUCAGAAAACACAUAAGUGAUGGUGUAGCUGACAGUGGAUUGACACUGAAAGGUUUUCUGUUUUUACACACACUUUUUAUCCAGAGAGGGAGACACGAAACAACUUGGACUGUGCUUCGACGAUUUGGUUAUGAUGAUGACCUGGAUUUGACACCUGAAUAUUUAUUCCCCCUACUAAAAAUACCUCCUGAUUGCACUACUGAAUUAAAUCAUCAUGCAUAUUUGUUUCUCCAAAGCACCUUUGACAAACAUGAUUUGGAUAGAGACUGUGCUUUGUCACCUGAUGAGCUUAAAGAUUUAUUUAAAGUUUUCCCUUAUAUACCUUGGGGGCCAGAUGUGAAUAACACAGUUUGCACAAACGAAAGAGGAUGGAUAACCUACCAGGGAUUCCUUUCCCAGUGGACGCUCACGACCUACUUAGAUGUACAGCGGUGCCUGGAGUAUUUGGGCUAUCUAGGCUAUUCCAUAUUAACUGAACAAGAGUCUCAAGCUUCAGCCAUUACGGUAACAAGAGAUAAAAAGAUAGACCUGCAGAAAAAACAGACUCAAAGAAAUGUGUUCAGAUGUAAUGUAAUUGGAAUGAAAGGCUGUGGGAAAAGUGGAGUACUUCAGGCUCUUCUUGGAAGAAACUUAAUGAGGCAAAAGAAAAUUCGUGAUGAUCAUAGAUCCUACUAUGCAAUUAACACUGUUUAUGUGUAUGGACAAGAGAAAUACUUGUUGUUGCAUGAUAUUUCAGAAUCGGAAUUUCUAACUGAGGCUGAGAUCAUUUGUGAUGUUGUAUGCCUGGUAUAUGAUGUCACGAAUCCCAAAUCCUUUGAAUAUUGUGCCAGGAUUUUUAAGCAACACUUUAUGGACAGCAGAAUUCCUUGCUUAAUUGUAGCCGCAAAGUCAGACCUGCAUGAAGUUAAACAAGAAUAUAGUCUCUCACCUACUGAUUUCUGCAGGAAACACAAAAUGCCUCCACCUCAAGCCUUCACUUGCAAUGCUGCUGAUGCACCCAGUAAGGACAUCUUUGUUAAAUUGACAACAAUGGCCAUGUACCCCCAUGCCCGGUUACGCUGUAUGUGCACCUGCAACAGGUGUACAUUUUGCAUCUGUCAGAACUUCCUCAACUCAGACUUGCUGCAAUCUGUAAAGAACAAAAUCUUCACUGCAGUUCUUAACAGGUUAAGAGCCCGGGUAGCUGAGUGGGGUGCCAUGCUGUUGGCAGACGACGAAAGCAGUAUUGCUCACCAGGUGCACGCUGUCAGCUCUGUAGAAGAUUCCAUCUUCAUGGAGUCAUCUCAUGGUCCACUUUUUCUUGAAGUCAGGUAACAUUUCCUGUGACCAAUGAGUGGUCUUGUUGGAGUUUUUCCAACUAGAAAAACUGAAGCCUAAAUAUUUUCUUCCCUAACUUAAAAACAAAACAAGAAACAUUGCCUGUUGGAAGAACUAACUUGGAAGGUAGAAUGAACCUGUGUUUGCUUUGUAAAAAUAAAAAAUACUAUGUGAGAAGUGAUUUUUUGAUAGAAACUGGUAAGGAUAAGAAACUGGAGUGCUGUGUGUUAUUUGGUUGUGGAGCAUUGACUUGCAUUGUUGCUUGUUUCUAGGGAUGUACAGACUGCAUUUUGUGAUAACUAAUCCAGUCUUUCUGUGACUGUCACUGAGGCAAAGUAGUUUUGAACUCUUGGCUCUUAACUUUUUUCCUUACGGCAGUGUCUUGGUCUCACUUUUGCUUCAAGCCUAUUUAACUUAGUGUAAAAUAAUCUAAACUAGACAUUCUCACUAAGCUCUAAAUUCUGGAAGGUUUUUUAACAUCACCUCAAUUGUGUCCACUUAAUUAAGACUUCAUUGACACUUGAAUAAAAUGUUCCAACCUUUGCUUUAAAACUUUAUCUUCUUUAUGGUAAGCUGUCAUACUUGAGACUUUAAAGGGGAUUUAGCUGUGUGAUUAACUGAGCAUGCUCACAAACUCAGUUUGGAGUACAGGCUGCCCUGUUUUUGUCAUGUAUAAUAUGUCUCUUUUAUGCCAUUACCUUUCAACCCAUCAUGUUACAUUAUGUCCUUUAUUUGGUACCAUUAUCACUGCCUGUCUGACUAACAUCAGGGUUUUAAUUUGGGGUUUUUUUUUUUUUUUCUUUAAUUGGCAGUAACAAAGCAAACUGAUAAAUCCUCCCCUUUCCCUUUAGGAUUUUUUUUAUUUUUGGUAGUACUUGGGGGUUGAACUCAGGGCCUAGUGCUUGUGCCAUGCUGCUAGUGCCCCCUUUGGGAUAUUUUUGGGGUAAAAUUCUGUGGGGCUUAAUUUUUCCAUAGUUGAUUUUAAUCAUUGCUCUUUAAAAAGUAUUAUCACUUGUCGCUUAACUGCUUACAUACUUUUUAUUUCUGGGAACAGAAGAUUGCACUUUAUUUAUAUUCCAUUAAUAUGACCUUCAAAAUUGUGAGAACCCAGGCUUAAUUUUCAUUUUGUUGACUGUGGUAGUAUUAAAAAGUGGCAGAUUGAUUUAUCUAACUUCAUUUCUCACGUGAAGAAAAUGUAUAACAUUUUAGAUUUCGACUCCCAAGCAGUAGUUAAGUGCAAAGACAUUUGUCUUUUCUAAUGUCUGUAUCAUGUCACUUUCUUAAGAUAAUUCUUAUCUAAGCAACAUGUACAUGGCUAUAUUGAUAAAGGCUUUUGGUAAGCAUUACUGUAUGCAAUGAGCUUGACAAGUAUGCUAAUACUUCUCCAAAGUGUGCUGUUACCUGACUGGUGUAAGAUUUUCCUAC